Ustilaginoidea virens is the source of this 4743-nucleotide messenger RNA. RefSeq lists its product as uncharacterized. The record is from RefSeq and is a predicted model, not a curated record. Gene Ontology annotation, cellular component: cytoplasm. The coding region runs from base 1 to 4743 and encodes 1580 amino acids. Gene Ontology annotation, biological process: chorismate biosynthetic process; aromatic amino acid biosynthetic process. Gene Ontology annotation, molecular function: shikimate kinase activity; 3-dehydroquinate dehydratase activity; shikimate 3-dehydrogenase (NADP+) activity. Lineage: Eukaryota; Fungi; Ascomycota; Sordariomycetes; Hypocreales; Clavicipitaceae. The transcript is spliced from 2 exons.
AUGGCUGAAUCACAUAGAAUUCCUAUUCAAAAGAUCUCAGUUAUCGGUGAAGACAGCAUUAUCGCUCAAUAUGGACUAUGGCCUGGAUUCGUUGCUGAGGACCUGCUACGUCAUGUGAAGUCGACUACGUACGUUUUAAUCACCGAUACAAACCUUUACGAUUUAUAUGUACCAUCUUUCCAGUCCUGUUUCCGAACCAGAGAGGAUACUACCAAUGCUCGACUUCUCACAUAUGCUAUCUCACCCGGCGAGGCAUCAAAAAGUCGGGAAACGAAGGCUGAAAUUGAAGAUUGGAUGCUCUCCCAAAAAUGCACGCGAGAUAUCGUCAUAAUCGCUCUCGGAGGCGGCGUCAUUGGUGAUAUGAUUGGUUAUGUCGCAUCUACAUUCAUGCGAGGGGUCCGUUUCGUCCAAGUUCCAACCACAUUGUUGGCCAUGGUAGACUCGUCAAUUGGAGGCAAAACUGCCAUCGACACUCCCAUGGGGAAGAAUUUGAUUGGCGCAUUCUGGCAGCCGCGGCGAAUAUACAUUGACCUGGCUUUUAUUCAGACGCUACCCGCCCGUGAAUUCAUCAAUGGAAUGGCUGAAGUCAUCAAGACUGCGGCUAUCUGGAGUGAGGACGAUUUUAGUAUACUCGAAAAAUCGGCCUCUGAAAUCAUGUCUUGCGUUCGCUCGAAAGAAGAACAUCGCCUGGUGCCCAUCAAAGAGGUCCUUGAGAAAAUUAUAAUUUGCUCUGCAAAGGUAAAAGCAGAAGUGGUGUCAACUGAUGAACGAGAAGGCGGGCUGAGAAACUUACUCAAUUUCGGACAUUCUAUCGGCCAUGCCAUUGAGGCUAUAUUGACACCACAACUCCUCCACGGUGAAGCCGUUGCAAUCGGCAUGAUCAAAGAAGCUGAAUUGGCCCGGUACCUAGGUGUUCUACGGCCUCAUGCUUUGUCAAGACUGUCCAAGUGCAUAGCUGCCUACGGGCUGCCCACAUCAUUGAGUGACGGACGAGUGGUUAAACUGACAGCAGGGAAAAAAUGUCAGGUCGAUACGAUUCUGCUGAAAAUGGCCGUGGAUAAGAAAAACGACGGGGACAAGAAGAAAAUCGUCUUGCUAUCAAAGAUCGGCGGGACAUUUGAGCAGAGAGCCAGCGUUGUAGUGGAUAGGGACAUCAGAACCAUCCUCUCUGCGUCUAUUAGUGUGCAGCCUGGUGUACCUGAUAAUCUAGAUGUCACCGUGACACCUCCUGGAUCCAAGAGCAUUUCCAAUAGGGCCCUGAUACUAGCAGCACUAGGGUCGGGAUCCUGCAGGAUAAAGAACUUGCUGCACUCUGACGACACCGAAUACAUGCUCUCAGCCAUAGAGCAAUUAGGGGGUGCGUCCUACUCGUGGCACAAUGCUGGCGAGAUUCUUGAAGUAGAAGGCAGGGGGGGCAGGCUAUGCGCCAGCGGAGACGAACUUUAUAUUGGCAACGCCGGUACAGCCUCGCGAUUUCUCACCACAGUCUUGGCAUUGUGUUCUCCUGUCAAGGGAGCACAGUCAACUGUUCUUACAGGAAAUGCGAGGAUGAAAGUUAGACCCAUCGGCUCGCUCGUAGACGCAUUACGACUUAACGGAGUGAAGAUCGAGUAUUUGGAGCAAGAAAAAAGCCUCCCCCUUCGAGUUCAUGCCGGAGAAGGCCUUCAGGGUGGCACAAUCGAGUUGGCUGCGACCGUUUCAUCUCAGUACGUGUCAUCCAUCCUCAUGGCGGCUCCAUAUGCCAGAACUCCUGUCACACUGCGCCUCAUCGGGGGCAAACCCAUUUCGCAACCAUACAUCGACAUGACAAUUUCGAUGAUGAGAACAUUCGGCAUAUCUGUGGUUAGAUCUUCCGAUGAGGCAGAUACCUACCAUAUACCCCAAGGUGUCUACAAAAAUCCCACCGAAUAUGUCAUCGAAAGUGAUGCCAGCUCUGCAACAUACCCCUUAGCAGUCGCAGCCAUCACCGGAACAACUUGCACUGUCCCAAAUAUUGGUUCAGCUUCCCUGCAAGGAGACGCCAGAUUUGCGAUUGAUGUGCUGCGGCCUAUGGGCUGCUGCGUUGAACAAGACCAGCAUCGUACGACGGUCACCGGGCCUGCCUUGGGGCAACUUCGGCCGCUAACUCAUGUUGACAUGGAGCCCAUGACAGACGCCUUUCUGACCGCAUCAGUAUUGGCUGCAGUAGCUAAUGGCAAAACCCGUAUAACUGGCAUCGCCAACCAACGGGUCAAGGAAUGCAACCGAAUCUCGGCUAUGAGGGAGCAAUUAGCUAAUUUUGGGAUUUGCUGUGUCGAAUUGGACGAUGGGAUUGAAGUUAUUGGCCGAUCCUUGUCUGAUCUUCAAAAACCCAAAGCAGUUAUUCACUGCUAUGAUGAUCACCGCGUUGCCAUGAGCUUCAGCGUCUUGUCUACCGUGGCGCCAGGAUUUACAGUUAUUACGGAAAAAGAUUGUGUUAGUAAGACUUGGCCUGGAUGGUGGGAUACUCUUGCCUUGUCCUUCGAUGUAAGACUAGACGGCUCUGAUGAGGCAGAAGUCGUUACCAGAUCUUCAUCUUCCAAAGAAGAAUGCGCUAGGCGCUCAAUAUUCGUUAUUGGCAUGAGGGGUGCUGGUAAAACUACUGCCGGACGGUGGAUCGCGAAAAUCCUUGAUUGGAAAUUCGUAGAUCUUGAUGAGGAGCUAGAGCGCCGCUUGGGAAUGACGAUUCCUGACAUUAUCAGCGGACCACCAGGAUGGGAUGGGUUCCGUCGCGAAGAAUUACGACUUCUUCAAGAAUUUAUGGAAAAUGUACCGGAAGGCCACAUUUUUUCCUGCGGAGGGGGGAUCGUCGAAACGCCCAAAGCAAGAGAAUUACUGCAAGCCUAUUGCGGCGCCGGCGGCACGGUGAUUUCGGUUCGCCGAGAAAUAGAUCAAGUCAUCGAAUACCUUUCAAGAGACAAAACUAGACCGGCGUACACUACUGAGAUACGCAACGUUUAUGAGCGCCGGAAGCCUUGGUACGACUUGUGCUCGAACCAUGUAUACUACAGCCCCCACUCAGCCGCUGACACCAAACUUGACGGAAGACAAACGAUUCCGGAAGACUUCAAGAGAUUUGUAUUUUCAAUCACUGCUGGUAAUCACAACUUGAGUUCCGUCGCAGCUAAGAAUGAGAGCUUUUUCAUUUCUUUAACAGCACCUAAUAUCAAGGGGAAUCUCUCCGUGGUCCGCAACGCGGUUGUCGGCUGUGAUGCCGUUGAAAUUCGCAUCGAUCUCUUGGAUAAUUGGGCCCUAGAUUCAGUGACAGAGCAAAUUGCGUUUAUUAGAUACGCUUCAAAGUUACCGCUCAUAUUCACGGUUCGAACUGUUGCUCAAGGCGGACGCUUCCCUGACAUGGCAAUCAAUGAACGUCUAGAUCUAUGCCGGUUGGCGUUGAAGCUAGGUGUAGAGUAUCUCGAUGUUGAGGUCACAUCGCCAGACGAGAUGCUUCAAGAAUUGUCAGAAAAUCGAAGAAACACAAUUAUUAUCAGCUCCCAUCAUGAUCUGUCCGGAUCUCUGCAUUGGAGGAAUGCGUCAUGGGUACCAAUAUACAAUCGAGCAUUGCAGUACGGUAAUGUGAUCAAGUUAGUUGGCCAUGCUGAAACCAUUGAAGAUAACUUUGAGCUAUUGAGAUUCAAAAAUAGGAUGGCAACCGCCAGAGAAAAUCCAGUCAUAGCCAUCAAUAUGGGUGCUGCGGGUAAACUUAGUCGCCUUCUUAACAAGUUUCUCACACCAGUGUCGCAUCCGGCUUUGCCUUUCAAAGCGGCGCCCGGCCAGUUAUCAGCAGUCGAGAUUCGGCAAGGUCGCGCUCUGCUGGGCGAGAUCAAUAAGAGGAAUUUCUAUUUGUUUGGUAGUCCCAUUCUACAGUCCAGAUCUCCAGCACUUCAUAACGCACUAUUCAAGAGCUUGGGCCUGCCUCACGAGUAUCACCUCUACGACACGAAUUCUGUAGCAGAGUUACAGGAAAUGUUUCAGGACGAAGCCUUCGGUGGCGCCUCUGUUACCAUCCCCUUGAAAAGAGAUAUCAUCCCCCUACUCGAUGAACUAACACCAGCAGCCCAAAUAAUUGGAGCUGUUAACACAAUCAUCCCUCAACAGCAGGGCAAAAGUACAAAUAAGCGUUAUCUGGUGGGAGAUAAUACAGACUGGAAAGGAAUGGUCUAUACAUUAAGGGAAGCGGGGUUUAUGCACACAACUCAUCAACCAUCAGCUGCAGUCAUAGGUUCCGGGGGCACCACAAGAGCCGCAAUCUACGCCUUACAUUCCUUAGGACUCAAUCCCAUUUACGUGGUCGGACGAGACGCGAAUAAAGUUGAGAUACUUAAGUCAGAGUUUCCCCUUGACUUCCAAAUUGAAGCCAUCUCACAUGAUGAAGUAUGCGGAAUAUCCCGGCCGAUCUCGGUCAUCAUCAGUUGCAUCCCCGCCGAUCGUCCAGUCGAUCCUGUGGUUCAAGAUACUGUUUCUGCAAUACUUUCUCAACCCUCACAGUCAAAUGGUGACCGCGUCCUCCUGGAAAUGGCGUACAAACCACAUCGGACACAAAUUAUGGAAUUGGCUGAACAGAUUGGUGGAUGGAAGACGAUACCUGGACUUGACGUACUCGUGUCACAGGGUUGGUAUCAGUUCGAAGCAUGGACAGGUAUUCAACCAUUGUAUGAGCUAGCAAGAGACGCAGUGAUUGGAAAAGAUCUAUCUGGCUGUUAUAAGCCCAGCCAGAGGUGGUAG